CAGAUGUUGAUUUGGGUAUAAAAGUUGCAACACCAGUUGGUACAUUUAUUGGUCAAUUCGCUUUUGGAAUAUUAGCAGAUAUCCUUGGUCGUAAAAAGAUGUACGGUGUUGAAUUAAUGAUAAUCGUAGUUGCUACAUUUGCCUGUUGUCUUACUGCAAAUUCCUACGUUUAUUCCCCAACUGCUUCUGCCACUACUCCAAAUACUUUUGUAUCAAAUUCUUCUGUUCUCUCUAUACAAGGCCUUAUCAUCUUCUGGCGUGUUAUUUUGGGUAUCGGAAUUGGUGGUGAUUACCCCCUUUCUGCAGUUAUUACUAGUGAAUUCGCUACAACCAAAAGAAGAGGAGCUAUGAUGUCAGCCGUAUUUGCCAUGCAAGGAAUUGGAAUUUUAGUAGCAGCCAUAGUUUCAACUAUAACAAUUGCAGCUUUCCAUUCUACCAUUACUCCAACCGAUUAUUCACACAUUGAUUAUUGUUGGAGAAUUGUAACCGGAAUAGGUGCUGUUCCUGGUAUUGUUGCCCUUUACUUUCGACUUACAAUUCCGGAAACACCUCGUUUUACUAUGGAUAUCGAACGUAAUGUCAAUCAGGCGGUUCAAGAUAUCGGCACUGUAUUAGAAACUGGUAAAUACAAGGCUCGUGAACAGGAAGUCGUCGUUAAAAUUGAUGCACCAACAGCUAGUAUUUCAGAUUUCUUUAAUCAUUUUGGUAAAUUGGAAAACGGAAAAGUAUUAUUCGGAACAGCUUUUUGUUGGUUUGUACUUGAUGUGGCUUUUUACGGUAUCGGUUUAAACAACAAUAUUAUUUUGAAAAGAAUUGGAUUCCUUGGGGAUGGUACCGAUCCAUAUGAAACAUUAUUUAACGCAUCUGUUGGUAAUAUUAUUAUUGCUUUAUUGGGAACUGUACCUGGUUAUUGGGUAACUGUAUUCACUGUUGAUCAAUGGGGUCGACGCCCAAUCCAACUUAUGGGAUUUGCUAUGCUUACGGC
Messenger RNA from Racocetra persica, 985 nucleotides. The record is from the annotation of a GenBank genome assembly. NCBI's taxonomy places the organism in Eukaryota, Fungi, Glomeromycota, Glomeromycetes, Diversisporales, Gigasporaceae.